AUGCUUUUAUUGACUGUUGUGGCCAUAUCACUAAGUUCUUUUCAAUAUGGAUGGGCUAUCGGGGUUGUUAACGCUCCACAAAAAAUAGUAAUGGCCUGGUAUAACCAAACGCAUUAUGAAAGACACCAAACACCCAUGAAGCCUUCACAAAUUACAGUGCUCUGGGCUAUAACUGUUUCAAUAUAUAAUGUCAGCGGUUUGUUUGGAGGAUUGACAUCUGGUUACUUUUGUGAUAAAUUUGGGCGCAAAAAGACACUUCUCAUCAAUAACUCGAUCACAUUUUUGGCCGCCAUUUUGUUAAUAACGGCUAAGACUGCAUCCUCGUUUGAAAUGGUUAUUAUAUCUAGACUCUUAAUAGGAUUUAAUUGUGGCAUAACAUCUAGUGCGGUGUCGAUAUAUUUAGCAGAAAUUUCUCCAGUAAAUAUCAGGGGUGCCAUGUGUUCUGCACACCAGGUUUCACUCAGUUUCGGAAUUCUAUUAUCCCAGAUCAUAGGUUUACCGCAUGCAUUGGGAACUGAUCAUGGGUGGCCUACACUAUUUGGUUUAAAUAAUUAUCCCAUGCAUUACACAUUUUUAAAUAAUAAUCAUCAUUUAGCUUUAUCCGUGAUCCCAGCAAUUAUGCAAUUAAUAAUAUUGCCAUUGUUGCCAGAAAGUCCUAGAUAUCUAUUGAUUUAUCGAGGGAAAGAAAAAGAUGCUAAAAAAGCUCUUUAUCGAUUAAGAAAUAGUAAAGAAAUUGAUGAUGAAAUCGAACAGAUGAAAGUAGAAUACGAGGAUCAAGGAAGAUUACCCAAGGUAACAUGGGCAGAUAUGAUUAAAAAGCAAGUUUAUAGGAAACCGUUAAUUAUUGCAAGCGAAACUCACAUCUCUCAACAACUCUCAGGAAUAAGUGCUGUCAUGUCAUAUUCAACAAGCCUUUUUUUAAAAGCGGAUCUCCCUUAUCAAUCAGCAAUCUAUGCUACAAUCGGUUUAGGAGUCCUUUAUUUUCUUUUGUGCGGUCUAUCUUCAUUAGUAAUCGAAAGGGCUGGCAGAAGAACCCUUUAUUUAACAGGAUUAGGUGGAAUGUGGUUUAGCAGCAUUUUUCUGACUAUCAUGUUAGUUUUGGGUAGUAAACCUGACAAAUCUUGGGCAUCAUAUCUGGCGAUACUCUUUGUAUUCACCUAUGUAGGAUUUUGUGCUAUAGGACCAAGCGUAAUAGCUUGGUUUAUAGCCACCGAACUUUUUACACAAGCAGCAAGACCUCAUGGGUGUAGUUUAUCCGUGUGUUUUAAUUGGCUUUCAAGCUUUAUAGCCGUGCUGUUAUUUCCAAUAUUAUUAAUGGAAUUAAACAAUUACGUUUUCCUAGUAUUUACAGUGUUGUUGACAUUAUUCUGGCUUUACACCUAUUUCUACCUGCCAGAGACUCAAGGUAGAACUUCAGAUGAGCUCGCUCGUCUCUUCAUGACUCCUCAAGAAAAGAGCAAAAUUUAUCAAUUUUGGAAAAAUUAUCACUUCAAAAAAGGCAAUAAAAAUACUCCGCAUCUGCACGACCACGAUCAUAAAACUCAUUUUUAA
Molecule: messenger RNA, 1551 nt
Organism: Gordionus sp. m RMFG-2023
Lineage: Eukaryota; Metazoa; Nematomorpha; Gordioida; Chordodea; Parachordodidae
Product: solute carrier family 2, facilitated glucose transporter member 1-like
Exons: 8
Coding region: 1-1551 (516 amino acids)
Biological process (GO): monosaccharide transmembrane transport
Cellular component (GO): membrane
Molecular function (GO): hexose transmembrane transporter activity
Source: RefSeq, a predicted model, not a curated record